AUGUUACCGGAGUUUUCUCUGAAUUUGCUCCUGGUGGGAAUAGAAACGCCCGGAGGAUCGGGCGGUGGAGUCAAUAUAGGCGUCUUGGUGGGAUCCAUUACAGGCGGAUUGGUUGUGAUGGGAUUAUUAGCCUCGUGGAUUGUGGUUAGAAGAAUGAAAAAGAAGAAUCCGGCUAGUUCAACUCUUGACAGAGAAAGCUUCAGCGGGGAACUAGCAGCCAUGCAAACCGCGCCUCAAUGGUACUCUUACAAGGAACUUGCCACUGCCACCAACAAUUUCAGUGAAGCAGAGCUUUUGGGAACCGGCGGGUUCGGGAGCAUCUACAGAGGAAACCUUAACGCCGGAAGCAACGAACAGGUAAAGCUGGUGGCCGUGAAGAAAAUCUCCGCCGGCUCAAGACAGGGGGAAAGGGAAUUCAUCUCAGAAAUCAUCACGAUCGGCCGCCUACGCCACCGGCACCUGGUGAACCUUCACGUGUGGUGCCACGAGCGUGACGAGCUUCUCCUGGUCUACGAUUUCAUGCCCAACGGAAGCCUCGACAAAUUUCUCUACGACAGAGGUGUGGACACGCCCUUGAUUUGGCUGCGGCGCCACAGGAUUUUGUGCGGCCUUGCUUUGGCUCUACUGUACCUGCACGAAGAAUGGGAGCAGCGGGUCGUUCACAGGGACGUGAAGCCCAGCAAUGUGAUGCUCGACGGGGAAUUCAAUGCCCGACUGGGGGACUUCGGCCUCGCUAGGCUUAUCGUGCACGACGAUUCUAGUCCUGCUGUGACGACCAUGUUGGCGGGUACACCCGGAUAUAUGGCACCCGAGUGCAUCUACAUUGGUAAGGCCACCACAGAGUCGAACGUCUUCAGUUUUGGGAUCGUGCUGUUGGAGAUGGUUACGGGUAGGCGGGUGGUGGAGCGCAAUUCUUUGUUGGCUGAAGGGAAUUUGGUGGUCUGGGUUUGGGGGCUCUACAGCCAGGAUAGUGUUUUGGAGUGUGUGGAUCCCAAAUUGGAUGAGUCUGAUUAUGAUGUAGAGGAGAUACGAAGGGUGUUGAUCUUGGGUGUAGCGUGCUCGCAUCCUGAUCCACAGUUACGCCCUUCUAUCAGACAAGCCAUUCAAGUGCUUAUAAACCCUAAUGAAGAACUGUCGCAGCUGCCUUCCACCAGGCCACUGGCGAUCUAUGUUGUUUUGCCAUCGGUUGGAGCUGUGUUUUCUCAGUCCACCUCAUCUUCGAAUAUGGGUGGAGGUGCCGCAUCGUCUAGUCUAGUGGCAGAAAGUAGCGAAGGAUCCAUUACUACUUCGAUUAAGCACGGUGGGUAG
Molecule: messenger RNA, 1308 nt
Organism: Cryptomeria japonica (Japanese cedar)
Lineage: Eukaryota; Viridiplantae; Streptophyta; Pinopsida; Cupressales; Cupressaceae
Product: L-type lectin-domain containing receptor kinase IX.1-like
Exons: 1
Coding region: 1-1308 (435 amino acids)
Biological process (GO): protein phosphorylation
Cellular component (GO): plasma membrane
Molecular function (GO): protein kinase activity; ATP binding
Source: RefSeq, a predicted model, not a curated record